CAUACAUUGCGACGAUCCACCUUUUGCUUAUCAGUCAGUCUGUUUUGUUACGUGCAAGAGUGGGUUUACAGCCGAUGGGCCCAUUUAUAUGACUUGUCAGGCUGAUGGAUUCUGGUCAAAGCCUACAACUUGUACAUAUCCAGAACCUCUGGCUGUCCGCUGUAUUUCGCCUCAAGUCUUCUACACAGGUUCGCAACAAACAUCGGUCGCAGUAAUUUGACAGCGUCCAACAUCAGCUGCUAUUGUAAACAACAUGGUAGAAAUAUAUCAAACUGAGGGCCCGACUCCAGGUGACUUUCUAGAUUCUGGACUACAUACAGUGACCUAUAUAAUGUCCAAUAAGAAAUCAAACGAAUCUGCGGAGUGUACGGUGGAUUUGCACAUAAAAGUCGUUACAUGUGAGGACCCGGCCUUAAUAUUCAAUGACAGCUUUAUGGUAUACAGUUGCUCAUUACAAACAGUAAUAUUGGGAACAACUUGCUUGAUCUCAUGUCGAAACAAUCUACAGGUAGAAGGUAACUCUUCUGUAACUUGUGUUGACAAUGGACGAAAGCAAGGCGUAUGGAACUGGGGACAUGGCGGAAAACCAUUUUGUAACGAAACCUUGCCAGAAUGUCCCUGGAACCUUAACAGACCAGUAAACGGUAAAAUAAUAUUAUACAAAAACGACACAUCACCAAAUGUACUGGUUAGUUGUGAUGACGGAUUUGAUUUGCAGUACGAGUUUACUGGAAAUGUAUCAUGUACAAACGGAGACUGGGUGGUUGAUCAAAUACCGGAAUGUACUGUUGAAAAGCGAUCUGACUAUAUCCUUGAAGUUAAGAUAAACUACUAUGGACAAGGAUGCUCGGAAAACGCAUCGGAAUACUACCAGGAAUACAAAACUACAUUUCUAACUGACUUUGAAGAACGUUUCACGGCGAAAUGUCCGGAGAAUAAAACUUGUAAAGUGAACAAUGUGAGCAUCGAAUGUGUUCCAACAACACAUACACGGACUAGGAGAGAACAACCUGAAAGUCGUUUAAAAAUUUUGGAUUUCAUGCUAGAUGCAAUCCAUAGUCGUUUCACAAGAAGUGUUUCACAUACGUUUCUCAUCAGUUUUACCAUCAGUGUUGAAGCUGCCGCAAAUAUAUCACAAGAUUCAUUGGACAACAAUGAGAACAUGGUCAGACAAAUAUGGGAAGACAAUCGUGAAUGGGUCGUCUCCAGUGUUCUUGGGAUGUUACAAGUAACGGGCGAUUUCCAAGUGCUUUCCUGGGAUAUCGUCAACUAUACAACCCCGACAUGCGGACAGAAUUACAUCCUAUCUGGAUUACAAUGUAAAACAUGUUCUGUUGGAAACUUUUUAAACUAUACAUUGAACAAAUGUGAGAAGUGUCCAGUUGGGACAUACAAAGACAAAGAUGGAAUAGCACAUUGUAUAACAUGCCCUGAGGGAACUUCAACAAAGGAUAAAGGAACGGUCUCUGUCAAUGACUGUAAAGCACCAAACGUUGAUAAAUGUAAAUAUGGCUUGCCGGUACUUGGCUGCUCUUCUGUCAUUUAA
This is a messenger RNA of Mercenaria mercenaria, 1546 nucleotides long. RefSeq names its product sushi, von Willebrand factor type A, EGF and pentraxin domain-containing protein 1-like. Lineage: Eukaryota; Metazoa; Mollusca; Bivalvia; Venerida; Veneridae. The record is from RefSeq and is a predicted model, not a curated record. The transcript is spliced from 8 exons. Bases 254 to 1546 code for a protein of 430 amino acids.